This is a messenger RNA of Candoia aspera, 1926 nucleotides long. RefSeq names its product adenylate kinase isoenzyme 1-like. NCBI's taxonomy places the organism in Eukaryota, Metazoa, Chordata, Lepidosauria, Squamata, Candoiidae. The transcript is spliced from 5 exons. The record is from RefSeq and is a predicted model, not a curated record. Gene Ontology annotation, molecular function: ATP binding; nucleoside diphosphate kinase activity. Bases 1314 to 1883 code for a protein of 189 amino acids. Gene Ontology annotation, cellular component: cytoplasm. Gene Ontology annotation, biological process: nucleobase-containing compound metabolic process.
GAUUUGUCCUCAACAUUAUUUUGACUACAUAGCAUUCCCAUGCACAAAGUGUUCAUGUUUAUUGAUGCCUUGUUAAAUUCUAAAUGCUGGAGGUAAAGCGAAGAAUAGCAUAUGCAAUUUCGACAAGCAGCUUCUCUUUAAAGUCAUGUUGACAAUUCCAUGAAUUUCGGACCAGAAUAUUUCAAUAACAGGAAAAGCCCAAAUCAUACAAACUAGUGUUUUGAAUUGUUUCUCCAAAGCAAAGGGAUUAUAACAUGCUAAUUAAACAUGCUCUAGGCUGUUCAGUAGAACAAAUUUUAAUUGCUCUAGUAAUUAUAUUUUAAAAUCAAAAUAAAUUUGUUUUAAAAUACCCUUUGCUGAUUUGCAAGGACAGAGCAUUUAUGCUUAUUCCAUAGGUCACAAAAGUAUUUAAAAUAAUUUUUUUCCGUACUACUUUCAAUCACUGGUAAAAGGAAUUUACUCCUUAGGAACCUUACUAGUUCUAAAAUAUUCAAGAAAUACAGAGUUUCAGAGCCAACAAAUGAAUUUCCAAGUAGCAAAUGCUUAGGUUGAAUCAAUGGCCAAGAAGCAUUUUGUGGUAAACCAAACUUAGUUGUGAGGUUCAGAGAUUUAAAAAACUGAACAGAGCUUAGCCAACUCAAUGCUGAAAAAUCCAUUUGCUUGGAAAAGGAAUGUAUUAGCUAACCAACGAUUCCCCAUAAAUGCAAAUCUUUUGAGAGUGUUUAACUCUAUAGGCCUUCUAAGAGGUGAUCUAGUGUAUAUUUUGACCUGAGGACUCCAGUUUGCUCAGUUUACUUCUCUCAUAUAAUGGAGUAUGUGGCUCCCUGGUUAAAACCACAUCACCAGCUACUGGGCCAGAAUUUCCACACACAAUUCAAAGUAGUGUUAUGACCUUAGAACAGCUUGAGACCAGUCUUUGAAAAACCACAUUCUACCAUGUUAAGUCAGCCUGGGUUUUAAAAUUUUCAGGAGACCUACCAUUGCUGGGCACAUCAGCAGUAACACCAGACUACUUUCUCCUCUCCUGCUUAGCACUGGAACUCCUUGGCAAGGGAGGCUCAUCUAGAUCUGUCUUCAUUGACUUCUGCUGACAAUGAUUUGGUUUUAUUAAUUUUACAGGGAAAGCAUCCCCUAUGAAGACUUUCCUGUGUAGCUCUGAACAAGAAUGGGAAUUACUCACUGUGUGCAUCUACCAAGCAAAAGGCUUCAUACUGACAGACCAGCGAUGACCAGUAGGAAUCACUUGCCUUCUUUGGGACCAUUUUGCUCCAGUAAUAUGUUCAGGAAAGUUGAAAGACUCUAUCAUCAUCUUUAUGAUAGGAGGUCCUGGCUCUGGUAAGGGGGUGCAGAGUAUCCAGCUAUCUAGUAGAUAUGAUUUCUACCAUGUGGCUAUUGGAGAUCUGCUGCGGGAAGAAGCCAGCCGGAGCACUAGCAAGGGCAAGGCCAUUAGGGACUUCCUGCUGAAAGGUGCUAUGGUGCCCUCGGGCUAUGUCUUGGACCUGCUGACUGACAAGAUGCUAAAAGCUGAAAACUCCAAAGGAUUCUUCAUUGAAGGCUUCCCCCGAGAAAUCAAUCAAGCCAGGAUGUUUGAGGAAAUCGUGGGACGUUUGCCCAACAUUGUUAUCGUGUUUGACUGCUCUACAGAGACCAUGAUCCAGCGGCUGAUGAUCAGAAGCCAACUGGGCCAAAGAGUGGAUGACCAUGAGAGAAUUAUCCGGCAGCGACUUGAGACUCACUACACACUGUGUGAACCUGUCCUCACCUACUACCUGCAGAAGAGCAUACUCCGGAAUAUCCUUGGGGAGGAACCCCCAGAAGUAGUUUUUGCCAAGUGCUGCGGUGUUGUUGAUGACGUGAUAAAAGCAGCUACCUCAACUGUAUAGCUAUUUAGUUCUACAGAAAAAGUUUUUAAGCUCUGGUCCAUUA